Molecule: messenger RNA, 414 nt
Organism: Mesocestoides corti
Lineage: Eukaryota; Metazoa; Platyhelminthes; Cestoda; Cyclophyllidea; Mesocestoididae
Source: the annotation of a GenBank genome assembly
CCAUAUGGCCGUUUGAGUAAACGCGUAGGAAAUCCCGUAUCCAUUGUUUUGUCCACAUCCGUUGUUUCGGUAAUGUUAGUACCAUUUUGUCGAACUUCUACUUUACUUCUUAAUGUAUAUCAAAAGCCCAUUAAAUCACUGUGUGUUCGGGCAUUCUCUACUGAGGUAAAUAGGGCCGAAAUUGAAGAACGUGUACUUAAUGUGUGCAAGGCCUAUGAUCGGAUCAAUGCGGACAAGCUAACAUCCUACUCCUUAAAGUUAACGGUCCAAUCAAAUUUUAUGAAAGAUUUGGGUCUUGACAGUUUGGAUCAUAUUGAACUCAUUAUGGCGAUCGAAGACGAAUUUGGCGGAGAAGCUAGUGACGCCUUUCGAUAUCGUAGAAAUGCUGUACAAGGUCAAGGUCCGCAAAGUUAA